Messenger RNA from Bombus huntii, 755 nucleotides. RefSeq names its product ribonuclease H2 subunit C. Gene Ontology annotation, cellular component: ribonuclease H2 complex. The coding region runs from base 247 to 645 and encodes 132 amino acids. Gene Ontology annotation, biological process: RNA catabolic process. The record is from RefSeq and is a predicted model, not a curated record. The transcript has 4 exons. NCBI's taxonomy places the organism in Eukaryota, Metazoa, Arthropoda, Insecta, Hymenoptera, Apidae.
UGCAAAUAAUUUCUGUUACUUUAAGUUCUAAAAUUUCUUAAUUAUACACAAUAAAAUAAAUCCAAAAAGACUGGAACUAUUUUUAUCUUAUUUACAUUUUGAUAUAUGAAUAUUGAAAUCAUUACAAAAAUAUGCUUUUGUAGGUAUGUAAACGAUAUAUUUUAAAAAGUCGAAAUUAAUAAGAGAGACAUCUGUAUAGAUUGAAUAUGUUCCCGCCAAAAUAGAACGCGAUACUUCCGUUUAAACAUGGCUAUUCGUUUACAUAUGAAUCAUGAUUUGUCCGAAGAAAAACAAAGUGUAUUACAUUUAAUGCCAUGCAAAAUUUAUGGUGAUGAGUCCGCAAACGUUUCUACUUAUUUUACACCUUACAUUCGUGAAGUAGACGAUAAAGUUUAUAAUUCUUCAUUUCGUGGAUAUCCACUUCAAGGAAAAAAGAUAACGCUACCUUCUGGAUACAAAGGUAUUACAUUUGUUGAACACAAAAAACCAGAAGUAGAACAUGUUGAACGUAAUUUAUACUUCACGGGAGCUUUCUCUCAUUUUACAUACUGGAAUUAUGAUAAAUUGCCAUCAAAAAAUGAUAGUUUAGCAGCUGUUAUGGAUUGGAUAGAUAUUGCUGAAGCACUACAUUCUACAGAAUCAUAAUUAAAAGUAAAUCUUAACAUAAUUCAAAAUGCAUGUUAUACAUUCAAUGGAUUAUACAGAUUGUACUAUUUUAAUACAAAGAUAAAAAUAAAUAUAUUUUGUAUAUUUUA